Molecule: messenger RNA, 2164 nt
Organism: Dryobates pubescens (Downy woodpecker)
Lineage: Eukaryota; Metazoa; Chordata; Aves; Piciformes; Picidae
Product: kazal-type serine protease inhibitor domain-containing protein 1
Exons: 5
Coding region: 235-1128 (297 amino acids)
Biological process (GO): regulation of signal transduction; regulation of cell growth
Cellular component (GO): extracellular region
Molecular function (GO): insulin-like growth factor binding
Source: RefSeq, a predicted model, not a curated record
UUCAUUUCGUACUAAUUUACCCUCUUCCCGUUUCCACAAUAGCUGCAAAAGAAUGUUGCAGUAGAGCAAUGCCUUACAAAUUUGGCUGAAGGAGACACUGAGCAAAGAGCUUUUCAGAGAGCUUCAACUGAGCUGUCAGAAGGGGCAGUUUGGUUUCUGCGCAGGCAAUACUCACAUUCCAAACUGCAGCAGAGAAAAGCCGGACCUUUUCUGCUUGUUCAUUACAUUUGCAAGAUGAAGCACCCGAUGGUCACAGCAGUGCUGGUAGCACUGGUGCAGGUUUCUCAGAGUUUCCCUGCCUUGUACCACCGAGGGUGGUGGAGGCUGUUAAAAGAAGGAGAGAGUUGUGGAAAAUGUGACUUGGCACUUUGCUCUGAGCCUAAAGAUUGCCUUGCUGGGACUGUACUGGACCGCUGCGGCUGCUGUUCUGAGUGUGGAAACGUGGAAGGUCAGAUCUGCGACUUGGACCAGGGCAAUCAUUUUUAUGGGCAGUGUGGGGACAACCUCGAGUGCAGGCUGGAUGCUGAUGAAGCAAAGUUUGGAGAAGUCCCUGAACCCCAGUGUGUGUGCAAGUAUCAAGAGAGUAUCUGUGGAUCUGAUGGGAAAACCUAUGAGAACAUCUGUCAAUUCAGCAAGGUUUAUGCUGAGAAGAGGAACAUCAGCAUGAAGCAUAAAGGACCAUGUGAAUCAGCUCCUGUUAUUUCUGUGCCACCUCAGGAUGCCCAGAAUUUCACAGGCAAUGAUGUCAUUUUUGGCUGUGAGGUGUCAGCUUAUCCUAUGCCACAGUUGGAAUGGAAAAAAAGGGGGAGUAAAAUGUUCCUGCCAGGAGACGACGCCCACAUCUCUGUACAGUCAAGAGGUGGGCCUCAGAAGUAUGGUGUGACAGGAUGGCUGCAGAUUCAAGGCCUCAAAAAAUCAGAUGAAGGUGUUUACAUCUGCCACACCAAAAACAAGCAUGGUGCAACUUAUGCCUCUGCAAGACUGAAAGUCAUUGACGGCUCAUCUCCUGCAUUUGCAUUUACUGAAGGUAGUAGAAGUGCAAGCUACAGUGUUGAAUAUGGGGAAUAUUAUGACCAUUCUGAUGAUGAAGAUGAGGAAGAAAAUGAAUCUGGGGACUAUGAAAACUGAGCCAACUCUGAAUAAUAAGUUUUAUGAAUCUGUUGUUCAAUACCUUUUACACUGCUCUGUUUACUAGAAGUCUCUAUGCUGUCAAUGGCUCCUCUGAUAACACACAUUCACUUGUGCAUCCACCUUCCUGCAGUUCAACUUUGGCUGAAGUUUAUCACGCUACUUACUAGAAAUACAGACAGUUGUAAAUCUAUAUAUUCAGAUACAUUCAGACUCUUAAAUAAAAUGUUAAACAUCCACCUGUCUGCCAAGUGUACUGAAGGGAUCAAAUUUUAGAGCAAUUUUAAAAAUGUAAAUUAUGUCAUAAUUUCUUUCAACCAGUCCAAUUUGUCUAGCAAAAAUGUCCACAGCUAGAGAACAUUUUUACUUUGUGUCCAUUUCCUUUUUUCUAUAAUGUGCUCAGAAAUAUCAAGAGAUUGUUCACAUGGCAACAAACCUAAGCAUGAAGGUUGCAAACCAGUUUUAAUCUCCUUAGUUCUUGUUUUCUCAUAAGUUUCUGCAAGAUUUUCCUUCACGUUUGAAAUUUUCCACGGUUAGUCUUAUCAAGGGCAGAUCUGUCUUUGAGGUGUUAUUUUGUUUACUUUGAAUAGAUACCUGAAUCAAUUGCAGUCUAAAGCAAGUAAAUGCUGUUUUCCCAGCAAUACCCUGCACAACCAAGUCAGUAUUUGUUCUUACCUUGGACUGUUCAAGACUUUUUCCUAUCUCUGGUCCAUCUGCAUGGUGUCCAACUAAAGUACGUUCAGCAUUGCUACACUUCUAGAAAUGGCAGGGAGAAAAAGAGUCAUCAGUUUUGUUCUGAAAACCACUAGAAUACAGAGUUUUCAAAUGGUUUCACCCACCAGACAGCAAAUGAAAGGCAAUUCAAAACCACAAGGCUUCAAAGUGUGAUCAACCUGACAAUUUUCUUCAGUUGCUUUUGUUAAUGAAUUACACAAAGGGCUCCAAGUUACUGUAUGAUGGAAGACACUAAACUAUGACAAGCACUUUUGGGAAGCAGUUACACCUAUUGGCUCCCUGAGGAAAGAUGAAUAGCAGU